GCGGCGGGUUCGUUUGUUUGUUACUGUAGUUUAAAAAUGGCUGUAAUUAAUUCGUUAGGAACGUUAGAAAAGUUUAUUAGUAACUCGGAUAACACUGAAAAUGCGUUUUAUAUAUCUGAAAUACCGGACGUAUGCAAGGAAUACCCUUGUAUUGUGGGAAUCGACGAAGCUGGCCGAGGUCCGGUUUUAGGUCCUAUGGUGUAUGGAACCAGUUUCUGUCCGAUAAACGAGCAAAUGAUCUACAACAAACUGGACUGUGCGGAUUCGAAGGAGCUCAACGAAGAGAAACGAGACCUAAUAUUCACCAACAUUUGCAAACAAAACAAAACCGUUGGUUGGGCGGUUGAUAUAAUUUCACCUAACAUCAUUUCAAACAACAUGUUGAGCAGGAAGAAGGUCUCCUUAAAUCAAAUCUCCAUGGACUCGGCUGUAGGGCUUAUCAGAGCAGUCGAGAGUGCAGGAGUCAAGAUUGCCCACGUAUUCGUCGAUACUGUAGGCCCGCCCGAGAAGUACCAAAGCUAUUUGAAAGGACUGUUUCCCCAAUUCGAAAUAACUGUAUCAAAGAAAGCCGAUUCACUCUACCCGGUGGUCUCGGCCGCUAGUAUUUGCGCCAAAGUGACUCGAGACCAUGCCCUGAAGGUUUGGAAAUUCGCAGAAGACAUCGAAGCCACCUACGAGAAUUACGGAAGUGGCUACCCAUCAGAUCCGGUCACAAAGAAAUUCAUGGAAGGGCACUGCGAUCCGGUGUUCGGGUACCCGCAGUUAGUGAGGUUCAGUUGGUCGACUGCGGAGAAUGCUUUGGAGAAACUAGCGUAUCAUAUCGAUGGUGAAAAUAAGGAGCCUACUAAGAAAGCUCCUCCAGUUAACAAUACUUCCAUCACUUCGUUUUUUAAGCUAGCUAAUAAGGAUAAUACGGAAAAGAAAGUACCUCACGAAUUCUUUGCACAGAGAUGCCUUAGUAGAGACGUUGAGUUUUAGUUAUAUAAAUUUAAUUGGUUCACUAAUAACUAAUUUCGUUAUGCACAGAAAUCGUAUUAAAAUCUUUUUAAUUUUGCUAAUUGAUUGUUUCUUCUCAUGGCCAUUCUUCGCACUCUUUUCCAGUAUUCUAAGCUUUCCGGGUCGAGUUCCUCCAGAGGCGGAGGUGGUCCGGUUCUUAGGGUCCACAGCCAAUCUGGGUACUCGCUGUCCGGUUUUAUGGCAACGUCCUCUCCGGUUUUGUAAAUAUUGGAACCACAUACGAAUUUGACUAGUUUUUCUGGAUCGGUUUCCACUGGCAACACUUUCUUUUCUACGACUGGACCUAGUUUGCCUCCUUUCUUUUUCU
Molecule: messenger RNA, 1324 nt
Organism: Phyllotreta striolata
Lineage: Eukaryota; Metazoa; Arthropoda; Insecta; Coleoptera; Chrysomelidae
Source: the annotation of a GenBank genome assembly